GAGCGAGUCGCUCGGACGCGUGCCCGUGCAAGGUGGCCUGAACAUGGAGAUCCUAACGGAGCAGGACGUGCGCAAGUUCCAGGAUGACGGUUUCCUCGUGCUGGACGGACUCUUCAGCGCCGAGGAGUGCGACGCGCUGCGGGAACGCGCGGGCGGCCUGGUCGCGCGGAUGGACGUGCCCACGCACUGCCGCGUGCAGUUCUCCACCGGUCACGAGGAGCAGCUGAAGAGCCAGGGAAAUGCAGAAUAUUUCAUCACGAGUGGGGACCAGAUCCGUUUUUUCUUCGAGAAAGGAGUCUUUGAUGACAAAGGGGAAUUCAUUGUGCCAAGAGAACGAUCGCUAAACAAGAUUGGACACGCUCUCCAUGCCUAUGAACCUCUGUUCAAAUCCAUCACUCACUCUCCUAAAGUCCAGAACGUGGUUAAGAAACUGGGUCUAACGAAUCCUGUGGUUUUACAGAGCAUGUACAUUUUUAAGCAACCAGGCAUCGGUGGAGAAGUGACCCCUCAUCAGGACGCAACCUUCCUGCACACAGAGCCGCUUGGCCGCGUAACGGGAUUCUGGAUCGCUCUGGAAGAUGUGACACUCGAUAACGGCUGCUUGUGGUUCAUACCGGGAUCACACAAUGAUGGAAUCACCCGAAGGUUUGUCCGGACACCUACAGGCACAUUUCCUCUGACCGACUUCAUUGGCCGUGACCAGACUUAUGAUGACAGUGUCUUUGUACCAGCACCUGUAAAGAAAGGUUCGAUGGUUCUGAUCCAUGGUGAAGUGGUGCACCGCAGUGCCGCAAACACUUCCAACACCUCCCGCCAUGCCUAUACAUUCCAUAUCAUGGAGUCCAAAGACACACGCUGGAGUCCUGAAAACUGGUUACAGCCAACCAAUAAGCUGGCCUUUCCCUCACUGUAUACCUAGCUCCUCUGCAGUUUGGCUUGGGUAUCAGGUUUUGGAAUAUACUUUUAAUAAAUAACUAACACAUGUAAUUAGUCAUGUCCUGGGAUCAUUUUGGGAAAUGUUCCCAUUAUACAUUAACAUUAAGGAUAAUUCUAAUAUAGUUAUAGUAUACAAUAUAGUUAAUAUAGUUAUAGUAUACAAUAUAGUUAAUAUGGUUAUAGUAUAAAAGUAUAAGUAUGUAAGUAUUUUUCUUGCAUAAAUUAAAGACAUAAAAGUUCCCAGAUAUAAAGUUGUAUGAUUUUAUUCAUAUGACCACCAGGUACAGUGACAAUAAAUCAGUAAUCAUAUUCUGUGA
Molecule: messenger RNA, 1253 nt
Organism: Electrophorus electricus (electric eel)
Lineage: Eukaryota; Metazoa; Chordata; Actinopteri; Gymnotiformes; Gymnotidae
Gene: phyhd1
Product: phytanoyl-CoA dioxygenase domain containing 1
Source: RefSeq, a predicted model, not a curated record